This is a messenger RNA of Rhopilema esculentum, 3568 nucleotides long. Its product is annotated as caspase-3. Gene Ontology annotation, biological process: proteolysis. Gene Ontology annotation, molecular function: cysteine-type endopeptidase activity. The record is from RefSeq and is a predicted model, not a curated record. Lineage: Eukaryota; Metazoa; Cnidaria; Scyphozoa; Rhizostomeae; Rhizostomatidae.
UGGAAAACAAUUUCGAAGGAACUUCGGCAGCAGAAGAACUGCCAACAUAGUCAAGAUGGUGGAGCCAAAGCUACAAAAAUUGCUGGAAACUUUCAAGCCUGAAAUUAUAAAAUACACUACUUCAGCCAUCAUUGAACAGGUUUUGGGUAAACUAACGCAAGAGCAAAUUGCACAAGAUGACGUUAAGAGAAUUAAGGGCAAUGCUAAGCUUCUGGGAGCAGCCUGGGGAGCAUAUAAGCUUCUGGAUUGUUUGAAGUCUUCAGAUGAAGCUGCUUUCACAACACUGUUAGAAUCGCUUAAAAAGAACAAGUCAGCAGAGGAAAUUUACAAGAAACUUCGCAGCGAGUGUAUGAAAGAGGGCUUGCAAUACGUCCUGCCAGCCAGUUGUUUUGAUGAAGAUGACGAUGAUUUUGACUCGAAUGAUGAGGAAGAGAGAAAUCAGAGUAGGCUACGAGAGGCCUCUCUUUCACCAGGCAGAGUAUCAAUUACACGCUCUUCUCGCAGAAGACAAAACUCCUUUGAUUCCGAUGGCUUUAGUUCAGAUGAGGAAGAAAACCUCCCGUACACUAUGUCCAGCACCCCGAGAGGCGUAUGUCUUAUUAUCAAUAACAUGGAUUUUAGUGAAGCAAGAAAAAACAACAAGGGAUAUGAUGAUCGAGAUGGAUCAGAAAAGGACGAAGAAAAUCUUAAGGAAGUUUUUGAAUGGCUAGAUUUUGAUGUGAAAAUCUACAGAGAUCAAGCAGCGUUGAAUAUGUGGAAUAAAAUUCAAGAAUAUUCGUCGAAAUUCGAUCAUAGCAAGUAUGAUUGCUUUGUUGCAUGUAUUUUGAGCCAUGGACAAAAAAACAGUGAGAAUGACAAGGAUGAAAUAUGCGGUACUGAUGGAAAAGGUAUCCCAGUUGAUUCGAUCAUUCGCAGCUUUGAUGCAAGCAGCUGCAAGUCCCUGCGUGACAAGCCGAAGUUGUUUUUAUUGUCAUGCUGCAGAUCAAUGGGGGAGAUGGGUGAAAGAAGUGCCACCAAAGGCACCGUCCAGGCAGAUGGAUCUCGGUUUAAUGGACAAACUCAAUCAAAGCUGUCUUUGAGACCUUUGGCCGACCCUGCAGAUUUUUUCAUUGGGUUUUCCACUUUUUCAGGCUGCAAGAGUUUACGUGACAAAAGCAAAGGAACUUUCUACAUAUCGACACUUUGCAAUGUUUUUCGUAAGAUGGCUAGAAAGGAUAAUUUGAUGACGAUGAUGACAAAGAUCAACAGGAAAGUCGCAGCCAUGGAACAUUCGACUCAGGUGCCCAACCCAUCCAUGACUUUACGAAAGCUGUUGUUUUUCAAUCCGCAGACUGACUGGCGUGGGAAGAAAACUGCCACCAAAAACUGAGAAUGUCGACAAACAUCAAACAAGCUAUCAAUGUCAUCAGGUGAUGAAGUUUGACAAAAUGAAUUUGUGUGGAUUCAAAUGAAACAGUAAAGUAAUUGCUUUGUUACCAGUUACAAAACACAACCGUAUUUCUUCUUUUUGUACUUAUAUUAGAAUUUGCAAGCUAUCCUCUAUUCUUGUUGAUUUGCUAAUCCAUAUAAUUAUAAGUCAGGGACAAAAUUGAUUGAUACAAGUGAAUUUUUCCAAAGGAGUUUUCACUCCCCAAACAACCCCUGUAGCGAUGGCCUCGACUGAGCUUAUGUCAUUCAUCAAUCAUACUUUAUGUCAUAAGUUUGCACAAUUAUGUACUAUGAAGUUACUAAUGUUUGAGAGGACUUAGGUUUUUGAGGAUUACUAUUUCAGGCGUUUAGUAUUCAAUAUUCAAAGAAUAUGUUUAGUAUUCAUAUUUGCUUGUUCUGAUGUUAUAAUCUCAAUUAUAUCGACGCGAUUAAUUUGGCAAUUUUUUUCAAAUUUAUGUUUGAAUUAUAUUAAGUUGUCUAAAAAUUGUUAUGUUUUUGGAACGAUCGAAAAAUUGCUACGUUUGUAAAACGAUCCCUAAGUUGCAAUAUCAAAUGUAGUUUCUUUGAAGCUUUUUUUUAACAAUUGAUGUUGCCUGUGUCUCUGCGUUUAUAAGCAGAAACAGACAAGAAUUAAAUGCACAAGCAGAGACAUAUCCAGGUCAUGGCACCAGUUUAUUGUGAUACGGUCAGUUUUUAGCAAUUCUGUAUUUUCCAAAAAAUGAUUAACUGUAGAAUUCAAGAGACUAGAAUUUGGAAAAAAGGAUUGAAAAAAUUCCUGACCUUCUUACCAAGCAGAACCCCCCUCGCUCAUCCAGGGGCGUAACUUGGCCAGUAGGUUUGGGGGGGGGGUGAAAAGGGUUUCUGCCCUGCAAAACUGAGUGAUGCCCUGCAGACCUCGCAGCAAAGGUUUGUCUAUACUCUAUAGUUUACUAGUGAAAGCUUCACCAGUGUACACUGGUCUUUACCAAGGACAAACUUCUAAGCAAUAAAAAGAAACUUAAAACUUCAUUGCCUAUGAAAUAUCUAUUUCUCUACGUGAGCGUAAAUUAUAUGUCAAAUUUGAUUUUCUUUGAUAAUAAAGCUUCUAUAUCGUUGCAUAUGAUUUUUUGGUGCAGUGGCGAAGCAACGAAAUUGAGCCCGGGGGGACUAAGAAUCAAGUUUAGUGAAUAAGGAGGACCCACCAUGGUUGGGUCCGACGUGAAGAAAAUUUUUGAAAUUAUACCUUGUAAUAGGGCGAAAAGGCAUCUUUCAGACUAAAAUUUAGCAAAAUACUAUUGUGCUAAAAACUGAUUAUUGUUUAUUGGGAAAAAUAGGGAGGGGGAAUAUCAUGCUAAAACUCUAGUGUAAGACGUUGGGGAACGAAAGAAACGGCAGCCUUUCGCUUCAGAUUGCACGUAGUUGUGAAAACAUUGCAAUGAUACAGAAAAUGAUUUACUGAAUUAAUGCAAAUAAAAGAAAAAUAAUGAAAAAAUAUACGUGAAAAAGUUAGUAAUUAGAUCAAACAAAAUCGGCAUCUUAACAGUUUACUCUCUUUUUAUUUCAUGCACUGUUAAAAAUUAAUAGAAAAAAUGAUAAAAAAAUUCUUAUCUUGACCAAAGUGAGGGCCUUCAGCCCCCUAUUCCCCCCCAGUGACGCCGUGCCUGUCAUGAAAAUAAUUUACAACUUAAAUUAAUUGAUAAGGACUCAACCUUGCCCUCAUAAACAUAUGCAUCAAUCAUUGCAUCCAUUGGCUAUGACUUUCGGUAAGACAUGAUUUCGCUUUGCAAAUAACGGAGCUUUUUCUUACAUACCUGUUCCGUUCUCUAAAAUGCAAUAUCAGGAAGGUAGGUUCAUAACAAAUAUGAUAUUUCCAUUUCAAAAUUCCUAAACGGCCCUUUACAAACUUCAGGGGUGACAUUUCUGCGUGGGAACAAAGCUCUUCUUGGCGCCCUGCGAAAUCUUCGAUUGCCCUGCGAAAUCGACUGUUUUUAAGAUUAGGGGGGUGUCACACCCCCCCCACACCCCCGGUAUUUUCGCCCCUGCGCUCAUCCACAAUUUCUUACCCUUACACAAUUUCAUGACGUUUGUUCAUCACAUAAGAAAAUAGAUAAUUAGCUGUGCCAAAUAAGCUGGGUAGAAACUGCGCCACUCUUGACAUGAA